This is a messenger RNA of Peromyscus eremicus (cactus mouse), 866 nucleotides long. Its product is annotated as small ribosomal subunit protein eS17-like. The coding region runs from base 35 to 499 and encodes 154 amino acids. Lineage: Eukaryota; Metazoa; Chordata; Mammalia; Rodentia; Cricetidae. Gene Ontology annotation, biological process: translation. The record is from RefSeq and is a predicted model, not a curated record. Gene Ontology annotation, cellular component: ribosome. The transcript has a single exon. Gene Ontology annotation, molecular function: structural constituent of ribosome.
UUGACAGUUGGGGAUGAUGAAGAUUCAAAACUGAAUGAACAGUAUGAAAGGAGAAGAAGUGCUGUUUCCUCUUUUACCGGGACCCGUCAACAUGGGCCGCGUUCGCACCAAGACUGUGAAGAAGGCGGCCCGGGUCAUCAUCGAGAAGUACUACACGCGCCUGGGGAAUGACUUCCACACCAACAAGCACGUGUGCGAGGAGAUCGCCGUUAUCUCCAGCAAGAAACUCCGCAACAAGAUCGCCGGCUAUGUCACGCAUCUGAUGAAGAGGACUCAGAGAGGUCCUGUGAGAGGCAUCUCUAUCAAGUUGCAGGAAGAAGAGAGAGAAAGGAGAGAGAAUUAUGUUCCUGAGGUCUCAGCCCUGGAUCAGGAGAUCAUUGAGGUAGAUCCUGACACCAAGGAGAUGCUGAAGCUUCUGGACUUCGGGAGCCUCUCUAACCUGCAGGUCACUCAGCCUACAGUUGGGAUGAAUUUCAAAACACCGCGUGGAGCCAUUUGAAUCUGUUCUGUCAUAUUUUCAAUAAACCUGAAAACAACAACAACAACAACAAAGGAGAAGAAACCUCUUUUGAAAGAAAGAAUUUUAGGCUUGCAAGAUGGCUUGGCAGGUUAAAAUGCUUACCAUGGAAGGAAGCCUGAUAGUUUGAGUUCAGUCCCUGGAACCCGCGUUAGAAGGAGGGAACCAGUUCUCAAAAGUUUUCCUCUGACCUCCACACAUGGCAUGCAUUCAUAACUGCAUUCACAUAGACACACUAAGAAAUAAAAGUAAAUCCAAGAAUUUGUAUGAUGUUCAUUUUACAAAGAGGGGGGGCUGUUGUACACUCUUCUCCCUCAAAGCCUAGGAGGUUGUGGUAUGUAACAGGGAA